AUGGCUACAUCACCAGUCUUUAUAAAACCAUCAAUUCCUGAUGAGUUGACAUUCGAUAGUAGAUGGAAGCAAUUAGAGAAUAUGUUGGCACAGCGUACUUUGAAGAGUCCUGACCAAGGUUCUGUCAUCGAUACUUUCAAAACUACACUUACAACAGCACUUGGUUUCAUCCCUAAAGUCGGUAUGUUUCUUUAUUGUUUAUUUAAACAAAACAAUCUAUUUGUUAUGAUUGAGACUUUAAUAACUAAUAAUAGUUCAAAUAAAGGUGGAUAUAUUUCGGGUGUAACUGAUAUCUUCUUUACCUACUUGAUUGAGAAUGACAAGGCCAUCAAUAACUCUGUCAAAUCUUACCGAUCAAUGUUGAUUGCAAUCGUUGACAAAAAUAUCACCCAAUAUGACGACGCAGCUUUAAAGGCAUCGAUCUAUGGUUGUGCUCUUUCUCUUAAGGAUUUUCAAUCGCAUGUUCUCAAUCUAAGAGGUCACCCAAACAAUGCAUCCCUGAAACAAAUGGUUAGAAUUGCUUUCAUGAAUUUAGAGAAUGACAUUGAAUGUAAAUAUAUCUUUGACUGUACCAAACAAAAAUAUUUAAUUGAAGAACUUCCAAUGUACACUUAUUUUGCUACUGCACAUUUAAGUUUGUUAAGAGAAGCAGCUAUUUAUGGAAAGGAUUGGGGAUUUGAUGAUGCAACUAUUAAAUAUUAUAUUGAUAAAUUUGCUGCCAGACAUAACGACUAUGUAGAUCAUUGUCAAGCCGCGUAUGACGAUGGAUAUGCCAAAAUUACCAAAAGUACAGCUAAUAAUAAAUAUACCUAUGAUCAAUGGAAUGCUCUAAAUAAGUAUAGAAACUUUAUGAUUACAACUGUUUUUGAUUUCGUAAACAUUUGGUGGUUAUUUGAUCCAAGAUUUGAAAAUAAAUUUGGUGCCUAUGUUGAAUAUUGUAGAACUCUUCAUUCUGAUUUGUUUGGUGCUACCAUUUAUAAUAACAAUUACGAUCAUACACUUGACAAGAUCACCAAUGCUUUUGAUAACCAGAAACUCUAUCAAUACAAGAACGAGCUAUACAAGAUUAAGACUAGUUCCAAUGAGUUCAGAAUCAAUUCAUUCCAGCCAUUCUACAAUGUCUCUGAUACCACCUAUGGUGUUAGCCUGCAAAGUGGUAAUCAAAUCAAAGGAACUCUCAAAGACACCGAUGUCACCGUAGAGAAUGUUUGGACUCAGAACCAAAACACUACCAAAGUCAAGGUGUGUCAUGAUCUGUUGCCAAGAUACUUUGAGUUUCUAGAUGGAGGUGUCACACCAAAGAAAUUUGGUAUGGACGUAGAUGUCUAUGCAGACUAUCCACAUGAGCCGGAAGAAGACACCUGGUACGAUACUCACACCGGAAAUAAAUCGAUUGGAGGUCGUGUAGAAACCGUCCAAUUCGAUGGACAUAGACUAUGCAAUAUCUAUGCUCUUUGCAAUAAUAGCAAUGAAUUCUAUACCUAUCUUCCAAUUAAUCCAACUGGAGGCACCGGUGUUCCAAUUGGAAACAGUGAAGGAGCCACCACCGGAAUAGGUUUUUCUUUCAUAAAUCAGUUGGUUUGUGAGCGUAACAUCAUCUACGACGGUGCCUACACUGUGAUUGACCCACAGAAAUAUUUGUAUUCACCAGCGCCAACGGGAAUCGAUUUCAAAGCCGACGGUGCUUUCCCAGGUGGUCACCAAAUCUGGUUGAAGAAAGGUGGUUCCAUUUCGUACAACUUUGAUCCUUACGACUCGAGAUACACCACAUUCGCCAUUCAUGUAAAACUCUCUGCCAAAGCCAGUGGUAAGCUUACUAUCACCAACAAAAAUAAUACCACAGAGGAUUACAGUUGGACAAACGAAGUAAAGAGAACUAUUAUUCUAGGAGAUGUUGUAUUUUCACUAAAUCAAACACCAGGAUCAAAUAUUUUCACUUUUACAACAGAUGCCAAUUUAUGGUUGGAAGCAUUCAUCUUUAAACCAACGUCAAUCAGUAAAUAA
Molecule: messenger RNA, 2004 nt
Organism: Heterostelium album PN500
Lineage: Eukaryota; Evosea; Eumycetozoa; Acytosteliales; Acytosteliaceae
Exons: 5
Coding region: 1-2004 (667 amino acids)
Biological process (GO): symbiont-mediated killing of host cell
Molecular function (GO): toxin activity
Source: RefSeq, a predicted model, not a curated record